Topomyia yanbarensis is the source of this 3477-nucleotide messenger RNA. Its product is annotated as torso-like protein. Bases 269 to 1336 code for a protein of 355 amino acids. NCBI's taxonomy places the organism in Eukaryota, Metazoa, Arthropoda, Insecta, Diptera, Culicidae. The transcript has 3 exons. The record is from RefSeq and is a predicted model, not a curated record.
AUUUUGGAAAACACGUUUAUAAGCCCAUACACUUUCAGCCAUAACCCUGACCGUGGCCCUUGUUAUGGAUCGGUCUCCAACGUCCACGACCCUCACAAAGACGCUGUAACCUUAGCGAUGGUGUGAAAGAGCAAAUCAAACUGGAUCUGUGAGCGGUGGUCGGUGGGAGGCACGGAAACAGAGUCUAAACUGACACCCGGACGGACUGCAAAUAGUGCGAAACCAGUUGUCAGAAGGAGGUCUAACUCCUCCCGCGAUUAACCGGGUUAUGACGAAAAUACUUUUGCUGCAUGUGCUGGGCACACUGCUAGGACCGUUGGUUGUUGUUACGCUGCUGCUGACGACACUGGACAGUUGUACCGGACAACGUGAAUCGCAGCUUCGACUGGGAAAAGCAAUCAACAUCUUCAUCCGCUAUGGCUAUCUAUCGAUUUCGAUGAAGGUGAUCUCGUACAAUGACAGUGAGACGUGGCUGUUCAAGGAGCCGACGAAAAAUAUUUUCAAGGGCCUGGAUCAGCUUAAAACCGAAGAGUAUGAAGUGAAACCAGGUAUCUUCAACGGCGACUUCCACAUGGAGUUUUGCGACAACAAGCGUCAGUUGUUUCAGGCAUACUUCAGAGACUUCCAGAUCGAACGGCUGGACAAUCCGUGGCGAGCAUACACGGAAGGUUGGCAUACGGAGAUUGCUGCUAAGAAGCUAGGAAUCCAAAGCAAGUACCUCGAGCGGGACGAUUACUGCUAUGUGUUGGUACGAGUGUCCCGCUUCCGAGACAGCGCCAAGUUUUCAAAACCCAUCCCACCUAACCAAGUGCUGGAGAACGAUGUUCAACGAAAAGUACAAAGUGUAACGAUCGGAGAUACAACUUCGGCGGUUCAAUUUAUGAACAAAUACGGGACUCAUUAUAUAAAUUCUUACGUAACGGGAAACUCGAUGUACCAGGUGUUUGUGUUCAAUAAGCGCAACUAUGCGCACAUCAAAGAAAAACUGAAAUCACGAGGGGUGCUGGCACUGUCCAAAGUGGAUCUGUAUGACCAUUUUGCACCAUGGUACGUGGAACACAUGGGUAAGAUACGGUGUGCCAGUGGGAACACCACGGUAGAAGCCUGGGCAUCGCGGAAGCUUCGACUAUCUUAUUAUGUGUUCACCUACAGUAGCUUGCUGAAGCUGCACGGGGACGGUGCAUUGCUGCGAAUACUGAGUGAAUUACUGCAGAACGAAGCUAUUCUGCAGCUAGAUCUGAAGUCACUAAGCGUGAUAUUCAAGGAACCGGCUAAACGGGCGUGGUUCGAAGAAAUAUUAGAUAACUAUCUUAAACUGUGGGAGGUGAACAUGUGAGUGGUGAACGGAACCAACAGCCGUUGAUCUGCUGUUCGUGAUGCGUAGGGGUUAUAAAAUAGUUAGUUUUAAUAACACAAAGUUAACUGAUAAACGUGAGCAUAAGCUUCAAGUGGGAAACCAAAGUAAAUUUAGGUGCAAUGAGAUCUAUAGGAUGUUGCUAAACAGUCAUUAAUUUAACAAGGUGGCCUUUAGUAAUUCUAUGCAGACACACAUACAUAGACGACGAGAAACAUAUUUGCCAUGACGAUGCCAGAAAGCCGUAAAACUUUUCGAAUUCAUUGGGGUUACGGAAAAAUCUAAUGCAUCUCAACAUCCCUAAAGCCUAUUUUAGAAGAACUUCUGGUCUGGGGGUAUCACGGUAAGCCGCUUGUCUUGCAUGUCAGCGUGUCAGUGGUCAUGUGUUUGAGUCCCAACCACUCAAAUUCUCAGCCUGAUUUGUUGAACAGCGACUGCAAAUUACGAAAUUACGAAUUAUGAAAAAAAUCUAAAUUACGAAAAAAUCUAAACAUGGCAAAGUUGAUGAUAAUUAUUCUUAUCCAUCAAUAAAUACCUCAUCCUAAUUGUAGUGGUUAUGGGAUAUAAUAGAAAAAAUGUUUCUAGCGACAAAAUUGUUUCUCGGGCUUUACCCAACUCUUUACUAAGCUUCGCAUUGUUCGAUUUCGCUUCAGCAAGCUCUUUCAACACUGUGCCCAAUUUAACAUUUUCCAUUUUGGGUGUUCUUUAACCGAAAAUAGGAAUAUAAAAAUGACUUAAAAUUGUGUCCCAAACUCUUUUGCAUCAUUCGUGUAGCCGAUGUUUUCGAUAGUCGAUUACCGGCACAGCUUUGCGUUUGUUUUUGCUUGCGUCAAAAUAAACACAAUAACUAAUAUAGCUUCUAAAUUCUUUCACACACAUUUUGCUGUUAUCUCCCAUAUCCACUACACUAAUGACAACACAUCUUCAAGAAACUUCAGAGCUGGAAUCUAAACCAGAAGUAGACACUCACCUUUGUUCAGUGGAGCAUCGCUUAUCAAACAAACAAACCUUUGUUGGUUCGAAUCAUAAGCAGAAAUCCAUGAUCAUGCCUGAAUUUAUCGUUGUCAUUGUUGGUCGUCAAUCGCCACUCUAGUUUGAAACGUGAAUAUUUGCACGAUGAUCUGAGAGCCGGUGGCAAAAGAUAAUUCCUAUUACUGCUCUUUUGACACGACAUCUCAACAGACACGUCUCAAGUAGGAUGAAAAUAUUUUUGCACACGUGCACUUGUAUCCAAUCAAUCGAGCGUCACGGGCCAUGUGGUUUUAUGUGAGAUUGCAGUAAUAUUCCCACAGAAUACCAAAGCAGACAUGAACUGUAGCGCUGAAUGAACCACCUCUGUCCUGCAGUAAGUUUUUCAUAUAAAAAUGUUUAUGUGAAAUAUAAAAUAUUUUCUAUUUUAUACAAAACCUCUAACAAACUUCUCAAAAAUAAAUAGGUCGUGCUAGUUUUAGAUGCAAUAUAAAUGACAACAGUGGUUUCAAAGUAAACCAAAUGAUUUAAACAAUACAUUGGAAAGCCGAAUGUGCAAAUUACAAAUCACUAACGUCACAGUCAAACCAACAGAGCAAAUAAUUUGCCUAGAAGAGUCGUAUUUAAGUAUUAAAAUUAUCUUGGAGUGCCAAGUAAUCUGAGGUAGGUAUGUAUGUAACAAGCUAGAAAAAUCAACAAAAUGCCAGACAAACAAUACGAAAAGAAAAAUAAACAAUCAAUUCAAACUACUUCACAGCUGUGAUAGAUUAGAUAGUAAAUAAAUGAGUAAGAUCCCCGGCGGCCAUUUGUUGGCUCAGCUAUAUUAGGAAGCAAUCGAAUUGCUGGCACAUGCCGGAACCAAGAAUGAAAAUCCAGAGAAGCUCGCAUAUCGCGAUUUCAAGAAGAUACCUUGAUUAAAUUUAAUUGCAACAUCAACGGGCGAAGGCGUAAUCAUGUGUUCCUCUACUUGGACGAUUUGAAGGCGAGCAUUUAAUUCGUGCAAUUCAGAUAUGGUAAACAAUUACCGGAACAGAUAUCGAAUCAAGGUGCAACUUAAUUAGAUGUUGCAAACCAUUACACUAGCUAAGUACUUGUAAAUAUAAAUAGAAGUUAUCAAAUAGGAAAAUGUAUAAAAAAACAACCUUAAGCAGUUU